AUGAAUGAAAAUAUGCAAAUAGGGAGAUGUUUCCAAUGGAUGGUUGCAAAUGGUGUGGGGAGUGAAGAAGACGUUUAAGUUACUUUUUGAGAGAGGCGUGAGAAACCCGGUUUCAUGUUCUACCCGUCGAUGAAUUAGUGGAUGCCCAGAAUCAAUGUGAAGAGACGUACAGCCGCCGAAAAUGACGAGACUUCACAUUUUUCUUCGAAUCGGUAGCCUAAGCUUGCAUGGAAUCAAUCAUCAAGAGUCAGUCGACACUCGACAGUGGGUAUAGAAAAAAGUAGGGGUAAAGCAAUCCGAGGUUGGCUGAUUGCCUGUGAUUGUUGUAGGACCCGAAUCCGCACCACAAAAAUCCCACCAGAUUUCCUCUUUCUGCUUCUCUGCAAUUAGCUCCCGUCAGGACUCGGGAAGAUCAUCCUUUACUCUGGUUCUUGGGCAUGUCCGAGGGAGAAGAUUUCGAAACCUGACGAGACAUGGCAAGUUCAUCCAUGAUUUGGGUUAUUGGAUUCAGUCUCUUGUUAUUGUCAGCGUUCAGAUUCGGAGCCGCUCAGCCUAGUGCCGCCACCCUCGUGUCUGAUGAAGUGGUGGCUCUGAGGGAAAUAGCGAAGAGGUUGGGGAAGAGGGAGUGGGAUUUCAGCGUGGAUCCAUGUAGCGGCCAAUCGGGAUGGACGACGCCUGGGGCGCCGUAUACACAGCAGAACACCGUCGCCUGCGAUUGUUCCUUCGCCAACAAGUACAACACUACCAGCUGCCAUGUCACUAGAAUACUCCUCAAGUCUCAGGGUCUACAAGGAGUGCUCCCGCCAGAGUUGGUUAAGCUCCCAUACCUGCAAGAAAUUGAUCUCACCUUCAAUUACCUUAGUGGUACCAUUCCUCCAGGAUGGGGUUCUAUGCGGUUAGAGAUCAUCUCGAUUUUUGGGAACCGUGUGUCGGGAUCAAUCCCGAAAGAACUAGGGAGUAUGACAACUCUUAGAGAACUGAUCCUGGAGGCUAAUCGCAUGUCUGGAGUUCUUCCACCAGAGCUUGGGAAUCUAAUCAACUUAGAGAGACUUGUAAUUUCCUCGAACAAUUUCACGGGGCAGUUUCCAGAAAGACUCUCUGCACUGACCAAUUUGAAGGACUUUCGGAUAAAUGAUAACAAAUUCAGUGGAAAGAUUCUGGGCAUUAUAGGGAACUGGACAAAACUUAUGAGAUUAGAAAUGCAAGCAAGUGGUUUUGAAGGACCCAUCCCUUCAGAGAUUUCUCUUUUAGCGAACUUGACUAAUCUGAGGAUCAGUGAUAUAAAUGGACCAGAAGCAUCAUUUCCGCCAUUAAAUGAGAUGAAAAGCCUGAAGACAUUGAUAUUAAGGAGUUGCAACCUUGCUGGAGAAUUACCUCCAUAUAUUGGGGGAAUGACAAACCUAUUUACAUUAGAUCUCAGUUUUAACAAGCUAACGGGGCAAAUUAAUAGCAGCUUUAACAGACUCUCGGAAGUAGAUUAUGUGAUUCUAACUGCAAACUUACUGGAUGGUCCUGUUCCUAAGCAGAUGCUAGAUAAUGGAAGAUACAUUGAUCUCUCCUACAACAAGAACUUUACAAUAGACAGCUCAAUCAUACCAGAUUGUCAAGAAAGGGGCAUAAACUUAUUCAGGAGCUCUAUUUCUAGAAACAACUCAAAUGGAGUGCUUUCAUGCUUGCAAAGCUCUCAAUGUCCACAAAAAAAAUUGUAUGAGCUCCAUAUAAAUUGUGGUGGAAAAGAAUCAGAAUUUAAUGGUAGUAAAUAUGAAGCUGAUGAAGACGUUGGUGGACCUGCAAAAUACUUGCCUGUUAACAAUUGGGCAUUUAGCAGCACUGGUAGCUUCACAGACAAUGACAAUCCUAAAGAUACCUUUAUAGUAACAAAUAUCUCUGCACUGUUAAUGAAUAAUGCUUUGUUAUACACAACGGCACGCAUUUCUCCCGUCUCUCUCACUUAUGUAGUAUACUGUCUUCUGACUGGGAGUUACACUGUGAGCCUUCAUUUUGCGGAGAUCAUGUUUACUAGUGAUAGUAACUAUACAGGCCUUGCAAGGCGUGUAUUCGAUAUAUAUAUUCAGGAAAAGUUGGUGUUGAAGGAUUUCAAUAUAGUAGACGAAGCAGGUGGAGCUGGGAAGGCAGUUGUGAAGAAAUUUCUCACAGUGGAUGUAACAUAUGACACUUUAGAAAUCCGCUUGUAUUGGGCUGGGAGAGGGACAACAAGAAUCCCUUCUCCAGGAAUCUAUGGUCCUCUCAUAUCAGCCAUCUCUGUGGUGCCUAAUUUCAAGCCUCCUUCAGAAGGUGGAAAGAAGAUAUCUGCAGGUACUGUGGCUGGAAUUGUGGUUUCCAUAGCAGGGCUUAUUUUCUUUGUUCUGGGUUUCCUUUGGUGGAGAGGCUAUCUGGGUCACAAAAACACAAUGGAUCAAGCUCCUUGGACAGAUAUGACUGGUCUAGACCUACAUACUGGUUUCUUUACCUUAAGACAAAUUAAGGCUGCCACAAACAAUUUUGAUGCUGCAAACAAGAUAGGAGAAGGUGGUUUUGGACCUGUUUAUAAGGGUCUUCUAUCCGAUGGCACCAUGAUAGCAGUUAAGCAGCUUUCUUCAAAAUCAAAACAAGGAAGUCGUGAAUUUGUGAAUGAGAUUGGCAUUAUUUCUGCUCUCCAACACCCUCACCUUGUAAAGCUUUAUGGAUGUUGUGUGGAAGGAAAUCAGCUAUUGCUAAUUUAUGAGUACAUGGAAAAUAACAGUCUUGCUCAUGCUUUAUUUGGGCCAGAAGAAUGUCAAUUAAAAUUGGAUUGGCAAACAAGGCACAAAAUAUGUGUUGGAAUAGCUAAAGGCUUAGCUUAUCUACAUGAAGAAUCAAGGUUGAAGAUUGUUCAUAGGGACAUCAAGGCUACCAAUGUAUUGCUUGAUAAAGAUCUUCACCCUAAAAUAUCUGACUUUGGGUUGGCUAAGCUUGACCCAGAAGAGAAGACUCACUUAAGCACUCGAGUAGCUGGAACCUACGGAUAUAUGGCACCAGAAUAUGCAAUGAGGGGUCGUUUGACAGAUAAAGCAGAUGUUUAUAGUUUUGGAGUUGUUGCCUUGGAAAUUGUCAGUGGGAGAAGCAAUACUAGUUUUUUAGGAAAGGAGGAAUGUGAUUAUCUUCAUGAUUGGGUCCUCAUUCUGAAAGAGAAAGGAAAUUUGAUGGAUCUAGUAGAUCCAAGGUUGGGUCCUGAAUUCAACAAUGAAGAGGUUAUGACAAUGAUUAAUGUUGCUCUUCUAUGCACAAAUGCGUCUGCAUCACUUAGGCCUACCAUGUCUACUGUGGUGAGAAUGCUUGAAGGACAGACUACAGUGCAGGAAUUUGUUUUAGAUACAAGUAUCUCCAGUCAUGAUUUGAACUCUGAUGCUGUGAGGGAUCAUUAUCAACAGAGUGAAGAUGAAAGCGUCAGUGAGACUGAUAUGUAUAGCCUGUUGAUAGGUGAGCCACAAACUAGUAAGUCUUCCACAGCGCCCUAUCAUCUCUUCCCAACCAGACCGGGAUCUGUCUAUCUGAACGACAGAAUGGAGUAGUUGUAUAGCUCCUGGAUUGUUUUUCUAAAAUGUAUAUGUUGUGCAGUUGUAUUUACAUUCUUCAUUUUUUUCUACAAAGAUCAAACACUUGGGAUUCUGUGGAAUAUGAGUGUAUAGAAGUUCGAGGAAGUUUUAUCAUAACCUCAUCACUGUAACUUUUGUCAAAUCGAGAUAAAUGUAUGGUGGAACAAAUAAAUCAAGAGUUUGUCAUUAUUUUGAUUAUUAAAAUCAUCUUGGGACA
Messenger RNA from Nelumbo nucifera (sacred lotus), 3792 nucleotides. RefSeq names its product putative leucine-rich repeat receptor-like serine/threonine-protein kinase At3g14840. Gene Ontology annotation, molecular function: protein binding; ATP binding; protein kinase activity. The record is from RefSeq and is a predicted model, not a curated record. Gene Ontology annotation, biological process: protein phosphorylation. Lineage: Eukaryota; Viridiplantae; Streptophyta; Magnoliopsida; Proteales; Nelumbonaceae.